CGCAUGCGUAUAACCCGAUGCAGAGGAAGACCCGGAAGUAGAACGUAUUGUUUUGUUUUUCUCCACAGUGGCUAAAAAAAGUCUCUGAAAUGUGACGUUGUCUCGGCUUUUAACUCAAUUUGCUGAUUUCGACUGCAGCCAUAUCAAGUUACAGUGACAGAAUGAUGGCAGCCAGAACUAACUUGUUAGCUGCUGCUCCGUCCAACAACAAGGUCAAAUAUUCACGGCUCGCUGCUGAUGAUGAUGGAUACAUCGACUUACAGUUCAAGAAGAGUCCUCCAAAGGUUCCUUACAAAGCCAUCGCCCUGGCUGUGUUCCUGUUUCUGAUUGGCUCCUUACUGAUCAUCUUUGGGGCUCUUCUCCUGACAGGAACUAUAGAAGUAGAGCAUUCAGAACGGACCAUUCCCGUCAUCAUUAUUGGAAUCUUGGUUUUCCUUCCUGGUUUUUACCACCUGAGGAUCGCCUACUAUGCCUACAAGGGUUUUCGUGGUUACUCCUAUGACGACAUCCCAGAUUUUGGCGACUGAACUAAAGAUGGCUGCUGACUGGUGGGGGUCUCUCAGGCUGUUACUUCCUGUUUACCUUCAGUUUCUGAAAGUGAAACAAAAUAAUCACAAAAUUGUGCAGCGUUUCAGAUUUAAAUAAUGUAUUUGUCCCCUGGGGGGCAGUUGGAGGCAGUUAUUCAAAAACAGAGUAUAGUGAAGAUUAAAUAACGUCCGUGUGUCCGAGUUGUCUUCUACAGCUGGAGCGUAUUAUGAAGACAAAUUUGAGUUCAGUACUUUAACAGUACAAUAAAAAUCCAAAACAUUUUCUCAGCUUUUCUGCAUGUUUUUAGCCAAUUUGAACUUGCAAGAAGCUUACUAUAUAUAUAUUUUUUAUUUGUCAUUCUAGAGAUAAUACAUAAUUAGCACGUGUUGGAAAUAUCACUUUACAAGUACUUGUUUGCACAUUUUUUGUUCAUGUUAGCACAAAAAAACACAAACAAUCAAAGCUUGAGUUCAUUAUUUUUACAAAGUGGUUGGUAAUUACAGAAAUAUAAUAUUUCUGUUUCAAGAAUCAAUUUACAUUGCAUUAUAGAUUUUUUGUGUUGUGUUUUUUUUUGUCAUUUGAUUGUGGAAGGUUUACAGAAUUUUAAAAUGUAAAAAUUCUUUGAGUCACUGACAUUUAUAGUUUAAGUUUUUUUAUUUCAAAUGUUAACAGUGAAGAAAUAGAAAUACAUUUUGUUCAGGUUUUUCUCAACUGCUGUCGAAAAUUAAAGCAAAGUUGUAUUUUCUGAAAUAUUUAUCCGUUUCAGUAGUAAAACAAUACUUUAUUACUGAAAUGUUUACAGCUAAAACUAAGUAAUAUAAUUUAUAUUUGUAUAAAUGAAACUAAUCAUAAACAAACCCUAAUAUACACCCUGACAACCAAAGACUUUGUCUGUUUGUACUCAUGUGUUUUUUUUAAAUAAAAGCAUUUGUUUUCUACAAUAAAUACAAACAUUAAUUCA
Molecule: messenger RNA, 1489 nt
Organism: Cynoglossus semilaevis (tongue sole)
Lineage: Eukaryota; Metazoa; Chordata; Actinopteri; Pleuronectiformes; Cynoglossidae
Gene: tmem230a
Product: transmembrane protein 230a
Exons: 4
Coding region: 162-527 (121 amino acids)
Biological process (GO): synaptic vesicle transport
Cellular component (GO): synaptic vesicle; endomembrane system
Source: RefSeq, a predicted model, not a curated record